Molecule: messenger RNA, 1545 nt
Organism: Colletotrichum truncatum
Lineage: Eukaryota; Fungi; Ascomycota; Sordariomycetes; Glomerellales; Glomerellaceae
Source: RefSeq, a predicted model, not a curated record
AUGGCGACUACUACAGUAACUACGAGCCAGUCGGCAGGUUUAAGCGAAAGACUUGAGCUACGUGGAGCGCCUCCUUUGAAUCUUCCCACCAGUCUCGCCCCGGACUUUAUCACUCGAUUCCCCAAGCUUUCGCGCGAACAGGCCGGGCACCUCCGGCAUUUCCAUAACCUCGUAACACAGAAAGAUGGCGAAUGGCGGCACAUGGGAAGCCAGGAGCCGGGCCAGGAAUGGCUCGACGCCUAUCGCUACCAGCUGGCUACUAUGGCCUACGCUGCCGGUGCCACUCACUACCACCGCCUGCCAAUAUUGAGAUCAACCUUUAAGGCAUUGCUGGAGAAGAUGAUUCACAAGAUGCUGCUGCGAGACGUCUGGGGCUACUGGUUUCUGACGAGCCACAGCGGCAUUCUAGUUGACCCAGAUAUCAAAGAGCUCCGAAAACCCUGGGCAGACCCGGUCGUACGGGAGAAUAUCAUGUAUUCCGGUCAUCUUUUUCUGAUGGUAUCACUUUAUACUAUGCUGUUUAACGACGGGAAAUUUGAUCAAGAAGGCUCAAUUACAUUCAACUGGAAUCCCAUUUUCUGGGGAAUGGGACCUGAAAAGUUCUGCUACACCAGAAAGUCGUUACAGACUGCCAUUUUCAAAGAAAUGGAACGUGAGAAAUGGAUAGGCGUUUGCUGUGAGCCCAACAGCAUCUUUGUAGUUUGCAACCAGUUCCCGCUGAUUGCGCUGCGAUACAACGACGUCAAAGACAAGGUUAACUUGUCUCCGGAGGUACUGGAGAAAUACCAGGCAGCAUGGAAAGCGAAGGGCAUGAUCCAAGAGAACGGGUUCUUCUACGAGUGGUAUUCUCCUAAGCAGGACCGCAAGCAGCCCACUUUUGAUUUGGCCAACACUUCUUGGGCACUAGCAUUCAUGAAUUCCUGGAACUCGUCAUUUACGCGCGAAAAGAGCAACGACCUAGCCGUUGGGUUCCUUGCAAAGCCCUCCGAUAAUCAUGUGUUCAUCCCACAUCCCAGGAUCUCGUUCAAAAUUCGGGAGCUUGUCGCCUCCGAACAAUUGAAGCCAAUGGACCCAGCCACUUAUGCUAAAGCUGUCGAUGCGGUUGCAGGAGAGGUAUUGCCGAAAUCCCCGAUUCCGUAUACGAAACCUCAUUUCGCGUAUGCCAUGAUGUGGGUGUCCGAGCUUGGUGACCGCGCCGACUUGGAAGGCCUGCUUUCAUAUGUCGAUGCGACUUUUAACCCAACGUGGGAAAACGGCGGCCUAUUCUACCCCUGUCGGAGCGAAGGGUCACCAUUCGACUACGAAUCGCCAAGUGUUGAUGUAGUAGCUGGAAAUGCUGCCAUCGCCUACGGGCGACUCAACGUCUCCGACGGUCAGCGGAAGAUGUACGAAAAUCCGUGGGACGACGAGCAUUUUGCGACCAGUCCGUAUGUGAACAACGUGGAUCUAUCAAGCGGCGUGGACUUCCUGCGCGGAAAUUGGGACAGCGAAUUGGAGGCUUUGGCGGUCACCAUGAGAUCAUGGGAUGAGACCAGCAGACGGUAA